Messenger RNA from Nylanderia fulva, 811 nucleotides. Its product is annotated as NADH dehydrogenase [ubiquinone] 1 alpha subcomplex assembly factor 4. Gene Ontology annotation, cellular component: mitochondrion. Lineage: Eukaryota; Metazoa; Arthropoda; Insecta; Hymenoptera; Formicidae. Gene Ontology annotation, biological process: mitochondrial respiratory chain complex I assembly. The record is from RefSeq and is a predicted model, not a curated record.
CUCAAUUUUUUUUCUCUUCGGCGAGAUUCUCAGACAUGUAUUACAUUUCUAACCUACAUAAGAUAUUAAGAACAUAAUUUUAAUAUUGCACGUUGUGUUUCAAACUUUUGAGCAUUAUUACCAAGCAUUAUUAACUAUGUGCUUCGAAUUUUUUGAUUUAUAGCUUAUAUACUGCUUCGACAAUGGGAAAAGUUUACUCUUUGUUAACACGACCUAUUCGCACGUUCAAUAUCGCAAAUCGUGCUGAAAGAAUCAUAUCUCGAGAGAAGCCUGUACCCGCACCUCAAUAUGCAUAUGCGGAAAAACAAAAAAAAUUCGCAGACAAAGUAAAUCCAAAUUUCCUGAAAGAACAUUAUCAAAAAAAUAUGCAAUUGGAUCAACGUUUGAAAGACGUUUUUGUAACAUCGACAGAUCCAGAAAAAGUAAUUGAACCAACGAAAGAAUCAAGAUCUUUACCUCAGAAUAGACAUGCACCAGAUGAAUUCAUAUUUGAUUUUUAUGAACCUACAAUGAUUCCUGUAGGAAAGUGCUCUAUGAAGCAGGCUAUGCAAUUUAUUUGGGAUCAUCAACAUGAUCCUGUAACAUAUAACAGUGAACACAUAGCUGCUGGAUAUAAAAUUGAUAAGAAAAUAGUAGAUGAUAUAUUGAAACAUUUUAAACUUUAUAAAACUGCGACGGCAGACAUGAGUAACGAUAAAUUGGAAGAUCCAAUACAAGAUAUGAUCGACCAAGCAGUAGAGGAAAAAAAGAGGAAGGAACUUCUAAAAAAAAAAGAGUAAUAUAAACAUUGUAUAUAGAAAAAUAAUUUAUU